This is a messenger RNA of Histoplasma capsulatum G186AR, 1221 nucleotides long. RefSeq names its product protein kinase. Gene Ontology annotation, biological process: regulation of mRNA processing; protein phosphorylation; spliceosomal complex assembly. The coding region runs from base 1 to 1221 and encodes 406 amino acids. NCBI's taxonomy places the organism in Eukaryota, Fungi, Ascomycota, Eurotiomycetes, Onygenales, Ajellomycetaceae. The record is from RefSeq and is a predicted model, not a curated record. Gene Ontology annotation, molecular function: ATP binding; protein kinase activity. The transcript is spliced from 5 exons.
AUGACUUCUCUCCUGCGAUGGGCCAAGGCCACCUUUCGAAGAGUUCCCUCCCCUCCCUUGUGUUUUCCAACCAGUGGCUUCGAAACGGUCAGUGGGUCUGAACUUGAAGAGGAACGAUUUGAAGCGUUCAAGAAAGGACAAUAUUAUCCUAUCAACAUUGGAGAUGUCUUGAGUUCCAGAUACCAGAUCAUCGGUAAAUUGGGAUUUGGGGUUACCUCCACCGUAUGGCUCGCUCGUGAUCUUGAAGGUCAUAAAUACGCGACAGUGAAGAUAUAUACGCGUGACAAAGCUAAUCAGGAAGAGUUUCAGAUCUAUAAGUAUCUGAAUCAACAAAAUCCAUCACAUCCUAGUUAUGCCCAUGUGAGAAAGGCUCUAGAUGUGUUCACCAUUCCUCAUUCCGAAGGUGACCAUCACUGUCUUGUUCAGAAACCCAUGUGGGAGAGUUUCAAGGAUCUCCUCUAUCGCAAUCCCAAUCAUCGGUUUACUGAGGAUCUACUCAGAGCUGGUCUUAUACAAGUUUUUCUUGCACUUGACUACCUCCAUACUGAAUGCAAGCUUGUUCAUACAGACAUCAAGGGUGAUAACAUUCUUCAAGAAAUAAAGGACAGAGCGAUCCUUGAAAGCUUUACAAAAGCUGAAAUGGAGAACCCUUCACCGCGAAAGUUUAUCAAUGGGAUACCAGUGUAUGCUUCCCGACGCUUUGAAUUACCAAAGAUAUUUGGCCGGGUAGUCCUCAGUGAUUUUGGUUCAGCUGUACGAGGAGAUGAGAGGAGAAAUCAUGAUGCACAGCCCAAUGUUUACAGAUCUCCAGAAGUGAUGCUGAAAACUGAAUGGAGCUACCCAAUUGAUAUAUGGAAUGUUGGUGUCAUGAUUUGGGACUUGUUUGAGGGCAAGCACAUGUUCCGUGGCAAUGAUCCUGAUUGGAAAGGGUAUUCCACCCGUGCACAUCUUGCUGAGGUGAUUGGCAUUCUGGGGCCGCCUCCCUUAGAUAUGCUCAAGCGUGGAAAGCGGAGCCUUGAAUUUUUUACUGAAGAUGGACGGUGGAAGCAUGACAUAGAGAUACCCCAAGCAAGUUUGGAAGAAUCAGAAGAGUUUCUUGAGGGAAGAAAUAAAGAAAUGUUUCUAGUUUUUAUGAGAGGGAUGCUUCAAUGGCGACCAGAAGAUAGAAAGACAGCGAAGGAACUGCUUGAGGAUCCAUGGCUAAAUGAGCAGAUAGACUAG